This is a messenger RNA of Miniopterus natalensis, 2144 nucleotides long. It is a transcript of the gene NDFIP2, whose product is annotated as Nedd4 family interacting protein 2. The record is from RefSeq and is a predicted model, not a curated record. Gene Ontology annotation, cellular component: endoplasmic reticulum; Golgi apparatus; perinuclear region of cytoplasm. Gene Ontology annotation, molecular function: WW domain binding. Gene Ontology annotation, biological process: ubiquitin-dependent protein catabolic process; vacuolar transport; metal ion transport. NCBI's taxonomy places the organism in Eukaryota, Metazoa, Chordata, Mammalia, Chiroptera, Miniopteridae.
AUGCGCGCCCGUCCGAGCAUGCUCAGUAGCGCGCGCGGCGCGCCGGCGCUUCCCCUGGCGGCUGCUGACGCGGAGUUCUCCGCGGCUGCUGCGGCUGCGACAGGAAGUGAAGCGGCCGGUCCGGGUGACCGCGGCGGCAGAAACAGAGGCGCUAGGGCUCCGGCGGCGACGUCGUCUAGGGGGUUGGCCGAGGGGGCUGAGCACCUCGGGGACUCGCCGGCUCAGAAGCCGGAUUCCGAACCGGGCAGGAUGGACCAUCACCAGCCCGGGACUGGCCGCUACCAGGUGCUUCACAAUGAAGAGGAUAAUUCAGAAUCAUCUACUAUAGAGCAGCCAUCAACUUCAAACCCAGCACUGCAGAUCGUGCAGACUACUCCUUCAGCAUUAGUACUCGAAACUGACUCUUCUCCCCCACCUUACAGUAGUAUUACUGUGGAAGUUCCUACAACUUCAGAUACAGAAGUUUACAAUGAGUUUUAUCCUGUGCCACCUCCAUACAGUAUUGCUACCUCUCUUCCUACGUAUGAUGAAGCUGAGAAGGCAAAAGCUGCUGCAAUGGCAGCUGCAGCAGCAGAAACAUCUCAAAGAAUUCAGGAGGAAGAGUGUUCACCAAGAGAUGACUUCAGUGAUGCAGACCAGCUCAGAGUGGGUAAUGAUGGGAUUUUCAUGUUGGCGUUUUUCAUGGCGUUUAUUUUCAACUGGCUUGGAUUUUGUUUGUCCUUCUGUAUCACCAAUACCAUAGCUGGAAGGUAUGGUGCCAUCUGUGGAUUUGGCCUUUCAUUGAUCAAAUGGAUCCUUAUUGUGAGGUUUUCUGAUUAUUUUACUGGAUAUUUCAAUGGACAGUACUGGCUUUGGUGGAUAUUUCUUGUACUUGGCCUGCUCCUUUUCUUCAGAGGAUUUGUUAAUUAUCUGAAAGUCAGAAACAUGUCUGAAAGUAUGGCAGCUGCUCAUAGAACAAGAUAUUUCUUCUUAUUGUAGAGAGUUCAUCAACCAGACAUUACUUUCUUACAUCAAUGUGAAAUUUCCACAUCAUCUUGUAAACCUGCAACUUUAAUAGGAUAGAAGACUACUAAUAACAGAAGACAAAUUAGUUAAAAGAUAGACCUUCAAAAUGGAAUGACAGGGUGGUUUAUGCUUAAAAGCCAUUUCUGUUUAUUCCCUUAAAUAUUUAUAUUUCAUUUGUUUUGUGCAGUUGCAUAUGUGCCCCUUUGAAAGAUUUGCAUAUACUCGAAAGACACCAUAAAGUUGUAGCAGUAAAGUCCACAUUUUGUUAAUCAGUGUUUGAUUAAUUCAAAGAGUUGAGUGAUAAACAGUCUUCUAGCAUGUAAAUGCCAUUGACUUCUGACCUGACUUUUUAGUAUAAUAAAAAUGAAAUUAUUAACCAUGUCAAAUGCUUUAGUUUCUGGCUCUCAACACCCUUUGUUAAAUAUAAAGUUUUUUGAAACCUGCAGUGCUGAUUAUUAGAAAGGCUUUGUCAGAUUUUUGAACAUGUUUUUAACAUCAUUACUUAGCAAAGCUCUUUCUGUAAAUAACCAUGCAUAAACUACUUUCUGCAUUGUUUUCUUAGGAAAUUGUGUCUAGGUAUCUUUUCAUUAAUUUUAAAAUAAGUGAACUUAAUAUAUAGAGAAAAUUUGGGUAUUAAAGAUAGAGUUGUUUUAGGACAAAUUUUAAGAAAAUAUGGUUAUUCCAUAUAUCCUUUAUAAGAAAAAAGCUUUUAAGGGACAUGCCAGUUUUAGGGUUUCUCAAAUUAGAAGCUUGGUUUUUAGCAUUGCCCGUCUUAGAGAUUCUUACAGGAAAAGAUUGUAUUAGAUAUUAUAUUUAUUUCAUUUAAGACAUUUUUGAAAAUUAAUUUUUUGAAUAAGGUAUUCUCAUUUGUCUUUUAAAAAAGCCAAUAAAAGUAUCUUUCAGUAUCAUUGUAAUAAUUUUUAGAUAUUUAGUUUGUUUAAUUUAGCAAAUAAAAACUUGUACUAUUAAUAGCUUCUUGCUUUGUGAUUGUAGGAUUAACUUGUAAAAAUCAUAUGCUUAUAUGCAAAAUAUGUUUUCAAGUUAUGGAAAUGUGUCUGUGGAAUAAUGGGGGUGUGGGGUGUGUUUGUGUGUUGAGAGAGAGUAUGUGUGUCACCAUUAUUACAACUGGAAUUGACAUU